ACUCAAAUCUUACAGAUGGAAGCAGGACAGAAGAAGGAAAUUGCUGAGACCACUCAGAUCCUUCAACAAACCUUCAUCAGUGAGAAAGAGCUUCUGCUAAAGAAGGAGAAGAUGGUUGAAGAGGAAAAGGAGAGGUUAGAGCGACUUUAUGAAGAUGAAUUGAAGAAAUCCCAAUCCCUGAAGGACGAGCAAAGUGACCAAAUGAAGAAACUGGAGGAUGAGAAACACAGGCUUCAGGCCAGUAUGGAGGAGGCAUUGAGAAAGCAAAAGGAGGCAGAGGAUUUGGUUCACGAUAAACAAAAGGAAUUGCAGGAAAUGGAAGAGAAGAGACAGCAGAAAGAGAAGCAGCUGGCUGAGGAGAACCGGAUCCUGAGAGAGCAACUGGAAGCUCAGAAAAAGAUCAAAGAGAUGGCUCCAAUUCAACAAGUAACAGUCACUCCAGUGAAAGCCAUUUCCAAUGGCAGAGACAUGGUGGACUCUGCUGCAGAAAGUGAAGACACCAAACUGACGUUUAGUGGCCUUCGUCAGCCAGUGACAGCUGGUCGUCUACAGCAGGCUGGCAUCUUGAGCAGGAAACAGUUGGACAAACUGAAGAAAGGUUCGGUAACAGUACAGGAACUGUCCCAAAAAGAAAACCUGAAGACUUAUCUGCAGGGCAAGAGCUGCAUUGCUGGUCUCAUCCUUGAGCCUAGAAAUGAGAAACUUAGCAUCUAUCAGGCAAUGAAACAGGGAAUAUUGAAGCCUACAACAGCCACAAGCCUGCUGGAGGCCCAGGCAGCUUCUGGUUUCAUCAUUGACCCCAUCAAAAACAAGAAGCUGCCAGUCAAUGAGGCCAUUAAGGAAGCUGUGGUUGGACCAGAACUUCAGGAAAAGCUGCUGUCUGCAGAGAGGGCGGUGACUGGUUACAGGGAUCCCUACACGGGAAACACCAUCUCCCUGUUCGAAGCAAUGAAGAAAGACCUCAUCAGUCCAAACCAUGCAAUCCGUUUACUGCAAGCUCAGAUGGCGACUGGUGGCAUCAUUGACCCUUUGAACAGCCAUCGUCUACCCUUGGAGCAGGGCUAUAAGCAAGGCAUCAUUGAUGAGAAAAUGAGCAAAACACUUCCCAGUGACACUGAUGAAACCAAAGGGUAUUUUGACCCCAAUACCCAAGAGUACCUUACUUAUUUCCAACUGAUGGACAGGUGUCAAGUGGACCCGGAGACUGGACUCUGUCUGUUACCAUUGACAGAUGAAGCAGUGACACACAUGGAGGGUUAUACAACAGAACAAACACGUGACAUCUUCAGCACAGCCACAGUGUCUGUCCCAUCCGGAAAAUACUCUGGUAAAACAGUCACCAUCUGGGAAUUGAUACACUCCGGGUAUUUCACUGAGGAACAACGUCGGGACCUUAUCCGACAGUACAGAUCAGGAAAAGUCACCAUCGAAAGCAUCAUCAAAUACAUCAUUACAAUUAUUGGUGAGAGUGAAGCUAAAAAACAGCUUCUGUUUGAUGGUCUGAGAGACAAGGUUCCUGCCAGUGAGUUACUCGAAUCGAAGAUCAUUGACAAGAAGACAUUUGAUGGGCUUCAGAAGGGAAAAGCAAUACCAGAAGAUGUUGGCAAGUUAGAUUCAGUGAAGAGGUACCUGCAGGGGUCAGACAGUAUCGCUGGAGUGUUUAUUGAACCAACAAAGACAAAGAUGAGCUUUUACGAAGCAAUGAAGAAGAAUAUGUUGAGUCCAAGCACAGCAGAGGCCUUGCUGGAAGCUCAGGCAGGUUCAGGGUUUAUUGUUGACCCUGUGAAGAAUCGAACCCUCACUGUCGACGAGGCAGUUAAAGAAGGUCUGGUAGGCCCAGAGCUCCACGAGAAGCUUCUGUCAGCAGAGAAAGCUGUGACUGGGUACACUGACCCUUACACUGGCCGCAAGAUCUCCUUAUUUGAAGCGAUCACGAAGGAUCUUGUGUCGAAGGGUAAUGGGAUCCGUCUCCUUGAGGCACAGAUUGCCACAGGAGGCAUCAUUGACCCUGUGCACAGUCACCGACUGCCUGUCGAUGUGGCCUACCAACGAGGAAUGUUUGAUCAGGAGAUGAACAAGAUUCUGUCUGCUGCUGCCGAUGACACCAAAGGGUUCCUGGACCCUAACACUGAUGAAGACCUCACCUAUCAGCAGCUAAAGGAGAGGUGCGUAACAGAUCCAGAGACUGGACUCUACCUCAUCCCAAUAAAGGACAGCCAGAUUCCCCAGGUGGUUGAAAGUAUGGUGCACAGUGAGGUUGAAACAAGGGAGGUAUUUGAGAACACGACUGUGGAGCUUCCUGAAGGCACACUUGGUGGGAAAUCCAUGAGCGUUUGGGAGAUCCUGAACUCUGAGUUACUUACUGAGAAAGAGCGGCUCAGGUUAACAAGAGACUAUCGUUCAGGAAAGAUUACACGUGAGCGUUUGGUUGUGGUAAUUAUUGAGAUUAUUCAGCAGGUGGAAAUCCGCAGAGGCUAUGAAAUGAUUACAUUUAAUACUUUCAGGGGUAAGAUCACAGCUGAUCAGCUUUAUUCCUCCAAAAUUAUUGACAUGGAAACACUGAAUAUGCUGAAGGACAAGCGAUUAACUGUGCAGCAAGUCUGUGAGAUGGAGUCAGUCAGGAAGUACCUGUUUGGAACAGGAGCUAUAAGUGGGAUUUAUAAAUGUGCUGGGAAGGAAGUGUUAACAUUAUACCACGCAAUGAAGAAGGGUUUGGUGAAACCUGAGAUAACUGAUGCUCUGUUGGAAGCGCAGGCUGCCACUGGCUUCAUGUUGGACCCGGUGAAGAAUAAGAGGCUGUCUGUAGAUGAGGCAGUGAGAGAAGGUCUCGUGGGUCCUGAGCUCCAUGACAGACUGCUUUCAGCUGAACGAGCAGUCACUGGCUACCGAGACCCUUAUACUGGGAAGACCAUCUCACUUUUCCAAGCCAUGAAGAAAGGCCUCAUUGCGAAGGAGUAUGUGCUGAGGCUACUGGAUGCCCAGUUAGUCACAGGUGGCAUUAUUGACCCAGAAUACAGCUACCACCUUCCUCUGGAGACGGCCUACCAGCGUGGCUAUCUUGACCGCGAGACAUACAGCCUGCUGACAGAUCCCACAGAGGGGCCCCAAGGCUUUCAUGACCCCAGCACUGAAGAACCCAUGAGUUACACUCAGCUGCUGAAGCGGUGCAGGGUCGAUGAAAACUCAGGCCAGCGCCUGCUGACUCUGACGGACAGGAAGAGGUUGGUCUUUAAAGGUCUCCGUAAACAGAUCACAAUGGAGCAACUUGUUGCGUCAGAUAUCAUCACAAGUUCUGAUGCUGCACAGUUACUGGAAGGUGAAAUCACUGUGGAACAAGUCAGCGACAGCAUCAAGAAAUACUUGGAAGGUACCAGUUGUAUUUCAGGAGUGUUUGUUGAAGCUACCAAAGAGCGAUUAACCAUUUACCAAGCCAUGAAGAAAGGUAUGAUUCGACCUGGAACAGCCUUUGAGUUGUUGGAGGCUCAAGCAGCAACUGGUUACAUGAUUGAUCCCAUUAAAAAUUUAAAGUUAACAGUGAGUGAUGCUGUGAAAAUGGGAGUGGUGGGUCCAGAGUUUAAGGAUAAACUUCUCUCGGCUGAGAGAGCAGUUACUGGUUACAGAGAUCCUUACUCAGGUGAACUGCUGUCUCUGUUUCAAGCCAUGCAGAAAAGUCUGAUUCUGAAAGAUCAUGGGAUUCGUCUGUUGGAAUCGCAGAUUGCUACGGGUGGGAUCAUUGACCCAGAGUACAGUCAUCGCCUGCCUGUUGAGGUGGCCUACAAACGAGGCCUGUUUGAUGAAGAGAUGAACAAGAUCCUGUCAGACCCAGGUGACGACACAAAGGGCUUCUUCGAUCCAAACACUGAGGAAAACCUCACCUACCUGCAGCUGAAGGAGCGUUGCGUGGUCGAUUCUGAUACUGGCCUCUGUUUACUCAUUCUGAAAGAUAAGAAGAGAGAAAGGAAGACUUCAUCCAAGUCAUCUGUUCGCAAACGGCGAGUGGUCAUUGUGGAUCCUGAAACUGGCAAAGAGAUGUCUGUUUAUGAGGCUUAUCGUAAAGGACUCAUUGAUCAUCAGACUUACACAGAGCUUUCUGAACAGGAAUGUGAAUGGGAGGAGGUGACAAUCUCUUCAUCAGAUGGUGUGGUGAAGUCAGUCAUCACUGACAAACGAUCAGGAAGACAGUACGAUAUCGAUGAUGCACUGUCCAAAGGGCUGAUUGAUCAGGGUUCUUUAGACCUGUAUCGCUCUGGAGCGUUAUCCAUCACGGAAUUUGCUGAUAUGUUGUCAGGAAACAUGAGUGGGUUCCGUUCAAGGACUUCCUCAGUUGGCUCCUCAUCUUCGUACACAAGCCAACAAGCAAGUCCCAUGAGAAGUCACAUGGUUACAUGGAAUGAUCCAGUGGAGGAGACGUGUCCAGUUGCUGGCAUCUUGGACACAGAUACUCUUGAGAAAGUCUCCAUCACAGAAGCCAUGCAUCGUAACUUGGUGGACAACAUCAGUGGUCAGAGGUUACUGGAGGCCCAGGCCUGUACAGGUGGAAUCAUUGAUCCCACUACAGGAGAGAAGUAUUCAGUCACCGAUGCUGUUGCUCACUCCCUUGUAGACAAGAUCAUGGUGGACAGGAUCAACCUGGCUCAGAAAGCAUUCAAUGGAUUUGAAGAUCCAAGAACCAAGACAAAAAUGUCCGCUGCUCAGGCCUUGAAGAAAGGCUGGUUAUAUUACGAAGCAGGCCAGAGAUUCUUGGAGGUACAGUAUCUGACUGGUGGACUGAUUGAACCUGAUGUCACUGGACGAGUCUCUCUGGAUGAAGCUUUACAAAAAGGCACCAUCGAUGCCCGUACUGCCCAGAAACUGAGGGAUGUUGGAGCUCAUACGAAAUAUAUAACCUGUCCCAAAACAAAGCUGAAGAUUUCCUACAAGGAUGCAAUGGACCGAUCGAUGAUUGAAGAAGGGACAGGCUUGCGUUUGCUUGAAGCAUCAUCACAAUCGACCAAAGGUUUCUAUAGUCCCUACAACGUCAGCGGAGCUGGCUCAUCCGCAGGUUCUCGAUCAGGUUCAAGAACUGGUUCUAGAACAGGCUCCAGACGAGGAAGCUUUGACGCGUCAGGAUCUGGUUACUCCAUGUCCUUCUCAUCAUCCUCAUACACGUCGUCCAGUUACGGCCGCAGAUUGGCCUCCACUGUUCCUGGAGGGCGGGAGAUGGUGACCAUGUCCAUGAGCUCUCGGCCACUCCCUAACCCAGACGAGAGCUCCGUGUUUACACAGAUGCAGCUUCUACAAGUGUCGAUGAUGUAGCAAGACCACUGUCCCCAGGCCCCCUUCCCCCUCACCCUGCUCCACAACUAGCAAAUAACCAAAACCAUAGUCUCUGUAAAGGACAGCAAGGGACACCAUUAUUCUGAUAAAAAUAUAGGAGAGAAAUUUGUUUUAAUUUUCCAUCACCUCGGUCCCUCUGAGUUUUAAAUAAUCUAGUGAUUUGAAGUUAAUCCAAUGGAAUGUAUAUGUUUGGAACAAAAAGAGACUAUUUAUCCAGAUCUGAUUAAUCUCUGUUUCCCGAUGGGGCCGAUUCUGUUGCUAUUUGUGGAGCAGGGGGGACCCUGACACCACUGCUGCCAUAUCCUCAUCUUACUCUGUCAGUGGGGAGGAGUUCAAUAUCCAAACCUCGUAACUUUCUUGGUGAAUGCACUGACCCACAGCGUGCCCAGAUAUCUCGCUUUCUAUUUUAAAACAAAUAUGCUGCAAGUAUUAAGAGCUUCUCUUCCAUUGAACUAUAACAAAGACUUGAUGCUGUUUGAAAAGAAACCAAAUAUUAACAAGGUGCCGUCUUUCAAAUUUAUUGAACCAUCCUUGACUUGGGUGUUCCAGUCAGUUACUGGAAUACUCCAGCCAACUCUCCCCUUACACCAUGUGUCUCCACUGCACUGACUGUUUUCAUGAUCAUUCAGACUCCUUGUGUAAACCAGGACAGCUCCCAAACAGCCUCCUGGAGAAACCAGCCUGCAGUUACUGACCUAGGCCCCACUCUGGCUGACAUCUCUCUGUGGACAUAAACUGAUGGUGCUCACAUCAAGAUUCCUCCCGGCUGCCCUCAAUGCAGCCGCUUCACAGGAGCCCCAUUGCACCUUAUUCAGAGAGUGAUGUCAGUGACACAGUGAUGGAGAGUGAAGCAAAUCCUGACCUACCAGCAGGUGUAGCCUCCAGAACGCUGUCACACCAGAACAUUCCGGAAUCCCAGCGGAGACCAGGACAGAGUCACAGGAGGCUCACUGUUCUUGACAGUGGAAGCUGCGAUGCCUGAUCUGUGAGGACUCAGUGACCGGUCGUAGGGAGCUGAAACUGGAGCUCAGAUACCAUCCUGUCAGCAAGAUGAACACUGUCCCAGCCAUUACUUUCCCCAGCUCGCUUUGUUGCCUUUCAGUUCAGUGAUUAACUCAACCCUUUUAUGUUGUUCAUGUAAUGUGUUUUUGUUUUGAGCUGCAUGCCUUACUAACUCAUUCAGGAGAAUCCUUCACGUUUGAAUGAGCCUGUUUAUAUCAAACAGUGCGAUUAACACACUAACUGAUUGCAAUCCAGACAAACCCCUGGAGAUUAAACACCUCCAUCAGCUGUACAGAAGAUAAGUUGUUAAAAGAAACCUUGUUGCAAGGGAAAAUUAAAAAGAUAUUAAUAUAUAAAAA
Messenger RNA from Chiloscyllium plagiosum (whitespotted bambooshark), 6677 nucleotides. The record is from RefSeq and is a predicted model, not a curated record. Lineage: Eukaryota; Metazoa; Chordata; Chondrichthyes; Orectolobiformes; Hemiscylliidae.